CCCUGCAUUUCUUGCAAGGUUGCCUGACCUGCGAGCCUUGAAGCUGACUCGCAGCACCGAGCACGAGACUUGACGAACUCUGACAACGUCAGCUUUUCACCACCUCCUAGCACAUUAGUCUUUUCUUUAGCAUCAUAUUCUACCCCGGACCUAAAAAAAGGCUGUCCCUAUUCCAAGUUCACACAGACGUCAAACACGCGACUCCACACACCUGCCCUUUCCCCUGUUCUUCACAGAUCUUGUAUAAAAUCUUGUUCUGCACGCCCCUCUUCCUCUGUUCACCAUGUCUGCAGCCGAAAACGAAGCCGCAGCUCUCUUUAACAACUCGGGAGAAAAGCUCUCGACUCAUCCUGAAGACGCUGGAUACGAGUCAUCCGGAUCAGAACCUUCUUCGGACAAGCACGAACACGACUACAACGACGAAGAUCUUCCGCCCGACUCAAAAAUGGGCAGCGCCAGAUUCCAACUCCCUUCCAAACAGUUCAAUGCCAACACUGGCCCCAAGGGUGUCAUCAGUGAUGCCCAGGCUUUCGAGCAGGCUAAGCGCAGCAAGAUCCGGAUGCCUACCAUGGCAAAGUUCCGGAACCAGCCUUUUGAAACAUCCCGAACCACCAUCACUGCGGCCACGUCGGACAAGGGAAGCGAGGAUGAGUCCAUGGACGAGGACGAAGAGGAAUUCAUGCGCUCGUGGCGUGAAAAACGGCUGAACGAGAUUCGCUCCGGCUCGAACGAACGGAGCACGAGGCGAUUGAGCCCCAGCAAGCGGAGAUUUGGCUCCUUGGAUGCCGUCGAUGCCGAUGGAUACCUUGAUGCGGUUGAGAAGAUUUCGCAAAGCACCGUCGUUGCCGUGUGUAUAUAUGACGAUCAGUCUGAGGUCAGUGGUCUUGUUGAAGACUGCUUGAUGAACCUGGCACGCAAGCACGACACAACUCGGUUUAUAAAACUUCACUACGAAGAAGCCGAGAUGGAUCCCAUCUCGGUCCCAGCUGUGCUCGCGUACCACAAUGGCGAGCUCUUUGCCAAUCUCGUAUCAAUUAUUGACGAGAUCCCUGCCGAUAGAGCCCUCAGCCCUUCUAGCCUCGAGGGCGUUUUGCGAAGACAUAAUGUAGUAUAGCACUCAACAAGUCCUGUACCUUUACCCGCAUCUAGACUCAUCAUGUGGCGCUUACGGCGUUUUUGGUUCAUGCCCAACUCCACGGCAUUCGUUUCCUUGGGAGGGGGAUUUGGGGGAUUAGACGGUUGGGAAAUGCAUAUUCAGCGGAAUGUCCCCACAUUAUUUCUUUUCUUUUCUUU
Messenger RNA from Xylona heveae TC161, 1293 nucleotides. RefSeq names its product thioredoxin-like protein. Gene Ontology annotation, biological process: regulation of G protein-coupled receptor signaling pathway. The coding region runs from base 284 to 1114 and encodes 276 amino acids. NCBI's taxonomy places the organism in Eukaryota, Fungi, Ascomycota, Xylonomycetes, Xylonales, Xylonaceae. The transcript is spliced from 3 exons. The record is from RefSeq and is a predicted model, not a curated record.